Messenger RNA from Corticium candelabrum, 5877 nucleotides. RefSeq lists its product as uncharacterized. Gene Ontology annotation, cellular component: catenin complex; plasma membrane. The transcript has 16 exons. NCBI's taxonomy places the organism in Eukaryota, Metazoa, Porifera, Homoscleromorpha, Homosclerophorida, Plakinidae. The record is from RefSeq and is a predicted model, not a curated record. Gene Ontology annotation, molecular function: serine-type endopeptidase activity; cadherin binding; calcium ion binding. Gene Ontology annotation, biological process: proteolysis; cell-cell signaling; homophilic cell-cell adhesion. Bases 1 to 5787 code for a protein of 1928 amino acids.
AUGACGUCACAUAAUUUAUUUAUGACGUCACAAAAUUUAUUUGAUAAUUUACCGUUUGAUAAAGAUGGGUAUCAAUACUCAUUGGGGAUUGCACCUUUUGUUCGUAUCGGAUCUACUCAGAUCUUCACCGGACGAGACGCACGAUUCACAUUUCCGAAUCUCGUCACCAUCAUUGACCACGCCUACUCAAAAGGUGCACUUGUUAGCAGUCAAAGUUGGGGCUCUCCGCCUUCACUAUGUCAUGGCAUCUACGAUAUUUCCUCACAGAUCUUUGACUCGCUGGUUCGUGAUGCUCGACCUGAGUUUGCCGUUUCGGGUGGAGAAGUCGGUAAUCAAGAGAUGGUGAUUGCAUUCUCGGCUGGCAACGUGCCAAGAGGUUAUCGAACGAUCUGUAAUGCAGGAGCUGCGGCUAAGAACACGAUCACGGUUGGCAGUUCGGAUUCAUUCUUUACUGACGUUGACGGUUUGUGUCCACCUGGAGAUCCACGUGAUGUUAGUCUGACGUUUGCUAGUUUGGGACCAUGCGAAGACAACAGGGUUAAACCCGAUUUGGUUGCCCCUGGUUACCAAAUAUUUGGUCUCACUAGUAACUCUGAUUGCUACAAUUUUUUUGAUUUUUGUAAUGCGACUCUUCAACCGGCCAAUCAGAAGUUACGAUACACUCGAAAUGUGGGAACGAGUUUUGCUGUUCCAUUCGUGUCAGGAGCGUCCGCAUUGCUUAUGGAAUGGUUUCAAAUGCAUGGCUGGGUAGCUGAGAAUAAACGUCCAUCACCAGCGAUGAUCAAAGCGUUUCUCAUGAAUAGCGCAAAGUUUCUCACCGGAAUCGGUGCGAGCAGCUUGCCGUCUGUGUUACAAGGGAUGGGAAGGCUUGACAUACGAUCUGCACUACUCAACACAACGAAGUUCGUUCUCGUUGAUCAAUCGGUUCUCUUCACAAAACCCGGAUUGUUUUACCAUGUGAACGCUCGUAUGUCUGAUCCGUCUCAAGCCACGAGGAUAACUCUUGUGUGGACGGAUGCGCCUGCGGCUCCGUUCACUCGACGAGCACUUGUCAACGAUCUUCAUCUCUUGAUUAAGUCUCAAGGCAUGUUUUUCCGUGGCAACAUGUUCAAUGGCCCUUACAGCAUUCCUACAGAGUUUGAUCGAUCGCGAUCAUUUGAUAACAUCAAUAAUGUGGAGAGCGUCAUUUUGCCGCCCAACUUGGGCAUCCUCAGUAGAGAUAUUGAGAUUUAUGUGACUGCUGCUGUGAUAGCUGGAGAUGGCGUGCCAGGCAAUGAUCAUAUGAUGGACCAGGACUUUGCACUGGUGGGAUGCAAUCUAGAAGAGUUGCCGUUGCUUUGCGCAGACCCUCUGGCUGAGAAUGUGUGUGAGUGUGAAGAAGAUUACAUUGAGGAAUACGAAGAGAGUUACGUACAUCAAGUCAAGAGAAGAAUUAAAUCACCGUGUAGACAGUUUGGAUGGAAGACAUGCACAAAGACAAUAAUCGAGUCUGAGAUCAAGAAGAGAAAGAAUUAUCGAAUGCAUAAACGUACGAUUUCUUGCUGCUGUCCGGGAUGGAUGAGAGAGGAGAACAGCUGCGUUAGAAGAUGUUCUCCUGAAUUCUUCGGUCGUGCAUGUCAGUUCCGCUGCCACUGCAGUAGCAACAGUUCUUGCGAUCCAGUUGACGGCUCCUGUCAUUGCCAUCACGGCUUCUACGGCCCAGCAUGCAAUCAACUCUGCAAACCUUCCUCACAUUUCACAACAACACACAACCAAUCAUUGAUAUCAAUAAACAUCACAGAAGGUCAACAACCCGGCAGCUACGUUCUCAUCAGCAAUCAAAACACGACGGAGAGAAUACGAUUUCGUAUCGAAUCAGGAAACAAAGGAGGCACAUUUAGCACUAAUCCAGACACCGGAGGCAUCUUUCUUAACAAACAAGUUGACCGAGAGACGAUCGAGAGUUUCCAUUUGUUUCUCAUGCCGUUUGACUUACUGACCGGCUGCCUGGCAUCCGAAGGUUUGAUUGAAUGUAUUGUCACCGUGUUAGACAGCAACGAUAAUCCACCAACGUUUAAUCAAUCUCUCUACCACAUUACUGUUGAGGAGUACGUCAUCACAGGGACAGUUGUUGCUACUUUGACUGCAGAGGAUCUCGAUGUCGGAGACCACGUGACCUACAAAAUUUCCGUAAGUAACCCGGAAAGUAGUAACCAAUUUUUUGAUAUCAAUAACACUGGAGACAUCAUCACAACAAGAAAUCUUUUUAAUCUGAGUAAACCAACGGUGUAUCUCACCGUGACUGCAAGUGAUGGUAAACAUGCGUCAACGACUCGGAUAUUUAUCGAUGUUGUCAUUGAUAUCAAACUUGCCGGAAGUAGUCCAAACUCGAUGCGUGGGGUGGUGCAAGUAAAACACGACGGAUUGUGGGGAACGAUCUGCGGAGUCACAUGGAGUUACUCAAACUCAAAAAUCAUAUGCAAACAACUCGGUUCGGUCGCGGUCAACACACAGGGAGCGUUGCUAUAUCGCUCCACGUCUCACGCUUGGCUGCAUUCCCACACAGUUUACUGUCACGAAACCGAGACUCGAUUUUCACACUGUUUCUCAUUGCCAUGGAAACCGUCAACACAAAAAUGUCUCCACAAUGUAACAAUCGGUGUAAUCUGCUGUGACAAUCCGCACAACGUCGUGUGCAAUUUCUGUGACGAAACGACAAAUGUGUGUGUCGUCGAGUGUCCUAGAGACACAUUCCCGGUGGGAGAACGUUGUUUGAGUUGCCAUAGAGACUGCAGGCAUGGAUGCGUGGGUGGGGGCAGCCGGAAACAUUGCGUUCUAAGAGUCGGCGAGCAUUACCCCAUUACUACAGAAGUUGACACAAGUGGAGCCGUGACGUAUCACAUUGAUAUCAACUCUACUGCAUUCCAGUUGCUCGUUCGAAGUGACAAUCCGUUGAUCGAGUUUGACGACUAUGCGUCUCGAUUUAUGUCGCCUCGGUUGAGGCAUUGUGUUGAUGAUCUCGCUGGGAGGAUCGAUGCGAAGUGGAAUGGAGACGUACGACUGAGAGUCGGGCGUUGUUGUUUCAAUUGUCACUUUGUUGAUAUCAAUAGUGUGUAUGGGUCUGUGAUCGGUGAGGGUUGUGAGAUGGACGUUGAUCUUGUGUUUAUGAUCGAUUCAUCUAGUAGUAUUGGACAUGUGCAUUUCCGGCGAUCUCUUCAGUUUGUUCAGCGGGUUGUUGACUUCUUUGAUGUUGGAGAGAAUAGGACACGCGUGGGUGUGGUUGUCUUUACUGGAGUUCCCACUGUGGCUGUAGGACUUGGUGACUACAACGAUAAGCACAGUCUACUCACAUCCAUAUCUACCAUCACAUACAAACGAGGAGGCACACACAUCGGUUCAGCCCUUCGCCUCACUCAUCAACACAUCAAAUCAAAGAACAGACGUCACAGCGGAAUUCCAGAAAUAGUUGUCAUGCUAACAGACGGAUUUUCAUAUGACAAGGUAGAUGGGGUGGCUGCUGAAAUGCAUCAAGAUGGAGUGUCUCUGUUUGUGAUUGGAAUUUCUGGAUAUAAUGAAGACCAACUGAAUGCAAUAGCAUCUAAACCAACAAGUACUCAUGCUAUAUUGCUGGAUGACUUUGAAGAAAUUGAGGAUAUAGUGGAUUAUAUCAGUGCUGGCUCGUGUGCAGAAUCUGCCCACAUUCACACUGGCGACUCUCUCCACCCAACUGUCCGUCCCGGUCAGAUUCGUUUCUUCACUCUUCCGUUCUCUCCACUAACCAUCACAAUAGAUGACGACUCAAACUCAACAUUCAUCUUUGUCUCGUUCUCUAACAAAAAUCCUAAUCCAUUGGAUUAUGACGUCAUGCAUGACGUAAGCAAGAAUAUGAAAGUUGUUGUCAUUACUGAUAACAUGCUGUCAAGCCGAGUGAAGAGAGCAGACAAAAACCCAAACCAAAUAUUUGUUGGAGUUCAGAGUAUAAGCGGCAAGGAUGUAGAGGUGGAUAUGAAGGUAUGGAAUAAUGUGUUUGACAAUUACACAGCUGAAGUGUUCGUGUCAGAAGAUGAGGACGUGGGUAAAGUUAUUUAUUGUGUCAAUGCAGGCGAUGGAUAUCGAUACGAUAUAGUGAAAGGCAAUACAGACAAUCAUUUCUCUAUCAAUCGUUCAACUGGUAAUAUAACCAUACUGCAAUCUCUUGAUCGGGAAACUGUUGAUGAAUAUCAUCUGAUUGUGGAGGCAUCAGGUGACAAUAUCAAGGGAUCAGUCUUGCUUGUUGUCUCAAUACUUGAUAUCAAUGACAACAGACCAGUGUUUCUGACAUCAGACAGCUACAUUGACGUGAUGGCAACCAACCAAGUGGGUGCGGUUGUUAGUAAGUUUGAGGCUCAGGAUAAAGAUGAAGGAGAAAAUGGUAUUGUGAGGUAUUCGUUGUUGACAAAUGGAGAUGGAAGAUUUGAUAUCAAUGAAACAGCAGGUGAGCUCAUUGUUGCACAAGGUUUGCAAGAGAAUGAGAUUGUAAACAUAUCUGUGAUUGCAUCUGACGUCGGAUUGUCGCCUCUUUCGUCACAACUGAAUGUCACUUUGAUAGGAGUAAACCCGUGCUCUUUGUACAAUAUCACUCUGACUGGGCUUGCAACUCAUUUGAGUUAUUCGGAGAACAACUCAACCAUUCGUAUUCUCGAUGGUCUGCACAUCACAACUACAAUGAAAUUGAGAACAAACUACAUGAUGAUUAGCCAUGCAAACCUUACUCUGUUGCCGGUCUUACUCUCCGAGUUACAACUUCAUCUUGCUGUGUCGCCGAUGGUCGUGUCUUCUUUCUUUGUAAAUCAGACAGUCAAACGUGAUGACACAAGUGUGUCUGUGAUGCUGGAUGGUCUGCAGUCACCUUCAGUAUACAAAAAUCUGCUUUCGUCUGCUAACAUCAUCAGCCUUUCAGACGAGCCGUCAUAUCAUCAAUACCACAACAAGUCAAUUUUCAGACUCACUAUGACUGAUGACCUUGGAUGCCAAGCAACAGCACAAGUUACUCUGCAGGUCAUUUAUAUUAAUGACCAUCCACCCACAAUAUCAGUCAACCAAUCAGUUGUCGAGUUUGAUUGGCAGCAUAAUAAAUGUCUCAUAUACCCGGAUGUUGUGAUAUCUGACAAAGAUGCAGGUCCAGAUGGACAGUACUUGUAUGGUGCAGCUGUUGAUAUGCUGCACGUUGGGCCGAAUAUUGAGUUGGAGAGUUUGACUGUGAGUCUGCCUGUCAAUGCGAAUCUGUCAGUGUCACACAUUGGGAAGAUGCUAGUUGUGUCGGGCAAAGCAUUGAUCUCUGAGUACACAUCUACACUACAAACUGUCGUCUAUCACAACUCAUUAGACAUCACACAUGCUGACACAUCGAACAGAACAUUCAAAUUGACAAUAUUUGAUGGCAGUCACGUGACCAACUUCACAACAACAAUAAAAAUGAGCACAAGGAUGUCGACAAAAACCAACGAAACAGGCAACAGCAUCUUGUCAACAAUACACCCAUCACCAGAAGUGACGUCAUCUUCAACUCCAACUGUUUUUCCCAGCGACUCUCAUGACGUGCAAGAAUCUGGUCAGGUUAAUAUCAAUGUCACACCAACAUCAACCGAAUUUCCCGCGUCAAUCAGUGAUAAUAUUUUUCCGAACAAAAGCAACGAGACUAAUCGCGACGACCCGCUUCACUUACAAUGGUGGCAGGUUGUUGUUGUUAUCAUCACCAUGGCAACCAUUAUCAUCAUAAUAGGGUUUGUGGUGCGGUUGCUGAUGAAACGAAACGUAACAUACAUCUAACGAACACCAAAAUAUUGACAGAGAGAGAUAUCCAAACUUUAUUUAUUUCAACUGCUCUGCAUGCCACCAUUUAGUCACACCCUUUGUUUG